AUGGAAUCAGGAUUAAAUAUAAUUAAUUCUAAAUAUAUAGAUUGUGAUGCAAGAUAUAGGGUACAUAAAAGAAGUAAGACUGUUCCUUUGUUAAAAUCAUACCAACGUUUACAAUCUUCUAGAUAUAAAUAUUCAUGUUAUUCUUCAAAAUUGAUAUCAAAAAAUGGUUUAUUAAAGAUAUUGUUCAUAAUUAUUACUAUAUUAAUAGUUAUUGAUAUGAUAUUACGAUAUUAUGGAAUAUUCUUUUUUAAUGCUCUCUUUUUUUCAACACAAUCAACAAAAGCAGAUGGUGAAAAUAUAAAUUUUGAAAUAUUAAGAAGUACUUUCGAACAUUUUAAUAAGUUAGAUAGUAAAAGUAUCUCUUUAGCACAAAUGAGUAAUGGAAUUGGAGUAACUAGUAAUAGAUUUUUAUCUUCAAGAAGUAAGAUAUAUGAAAUAAAUUUUGAAAGUAUUUUAUAUAGUAGAAGUAAUAUAAAUUCAUUACAAAAAAGAAUUAAAGCAGAUAUUGAAAGAGGUAAAAUUAGUGAUAUUGUCGGAUUAAUGGUAUUAUUAUUAAAACAUAAGAAGAUAGGAACUGAAUCUCCACUUUAUAAUAUCAUUAGAAUAUUACCACCUACAGAUUGGUAUACUGAAAAUGGAUUAUUUUCAAUGUCAAAGACAGAUUUUGAUGUUGCAUCUUAUGGUACAACAAUGCAAGGAAUUUAUGCAGAUGCUGAAAAACAUUGUAAUUCUGCAACAUCAUAUAUAUAUUCAAUACAAAUAAAACGUGAACUUGGAUUACCUUUAACAGCUGACCAUUCUAGUAGGGCACCAAUAACACAAGCAGAUGUUCAGUGGGCUUAUAUGAUUAUACGAACAUAUUCAUUAAGUAUAGAAAAUGGUCUUGCAUUUAUACCACCUACCUUAUUUAUUAGAAAAGUAAAUAAAGUAUCUUCAAUAAGGAUAGAAAUAGAUAAAGAAGAGGAUAAUAAGAAUAUUAAAGGGAUUUCAAUUUAUACAUUAGGAAAUAUACAGAAAGGUGAAGAAAUGGUUUUUGAAGAUUUUAAAGGUAUGACAGAUGCAGAAAUAUAUGUAAAUCGUGGAUUUUGGUUAUUACCACCUCAUAGAAUGGUCAUGCCUGUGGUAUACCCUUUAAACCUACUUUCUGAUGAUGAAAAUUUACAGAAAAGUUUACAAAUAUUACAUGAUUUUAACUGUUCUUUAAAUUAUACACAUUAUUAUCAAAUUGAACAGAAUAUCCCAUUAUUAAAUGAUUUUAUACGUUGUUUAAAAAUUAUUGCUUUAAUUAGAUCAAAGAUACCUAGUGAAAUAUUAUUAAAUAAUGGGCAAAAUUUAUUAGGUAAACCUUCUACUCAGAAAUGUGAAGUUGAUGCAGCAGCAAUUGGUAUAUCAAUAAUACAACAGAAAAUAGAUAAAUUGAGAUCUUCUGCUUUAAAAGUAAUUGAUCAUUUUGGACAUAAGACGACUCUUGAAUUACCUGUUAUAAAAGUUAGAGAAGCAGAAAUGACUAUAUUAAAAGAUAUUAUAAAAAUAUUGCAUAAUUGGUAUAAUAUUGUAAGUGAUGCUGAUACAUAUGAAGCUUAUUAUUUUGACUUAUUUUCAAGUAUUCAAGGUUUUGAAAAUUAG
Molecule: messenger RNA, 1626 nt
Organism: Cryptosporidium muris RN66
Lineage: Eukaryota; Apicomplexa; Conoidasida; Eucoccidiorida; Cryptosporidiidae
Exons: 1
Coding region: 1-1626 (541 amino acids)
Source: RefSeq, a predicted model, not a curated record